This is a messenger RNA of Aspergillus neoniger CBS 115656, 2808 nucleotides long. Its product is annotated as putative RNA interference and gene silencing protein. NCBI's taxonomy places the organism in Eukaryota, Fungi, Ascomycota, Eurotiomycetes, Eurotiales, Aspergillaceae. The coding region runs from base 1 to 2808 and encodes 935 amino acids. The transcript has 3 exons. Gene Ontology annotation, molecular function: protein binding; RNA binding. The record is from RefSeq and is a predicted model, not a curated record.
AUGAUUCAGCAGAAAGAAGAUGCUAUCCAGAAAGCACUAGCGGCCAAUUCUCCCCAGCCUGAAGACAGAGGUCGUCUUCCCACGCGACCGGGGUAUGGAACUCGAGGAAACAAAGUUCUUCUUUAUGCGAAUUAUUUCCAAUUAUCGGUUAAGUCCAAAGAAGACUUGUUUCGCUACAAUGUGGAAGUCUCCCAAGAACCCAAGGGGCGCAAGCUGAAACAAAUUUUCCGUCUAUUGCUGGUCUCGCACUUUGCGCAGACGCUUAAUAGCAUUGCGUCGGACUAUAAAUCCAUCCUUAUCUCCAGGGUGGAUCUGUUGCAGAAGCAGCAUGAACGUGUGUAUGACGUGAAUUAUAGGGAAGAGUACGAUGAUCACUCCCGACAGAACGCAAGGAUUUUCAGCGUGAAAGUGACGUUCACUGGGAAAGUAAGUAUUUCUGCUUGCCUUGAUUAUCUCUCUUCGACGAACGCGAGCGCGAUGUUUCACUACAAGCCCGAGGUACUGCAGACCCUGAACAUUGUGACGGGCUAUUAUCCAAAAACUAGCGAAGAAACAAUAUCUCUGGGUUCAAACAAACAUUUCAACAUUGAUCCGAGCUCUGUCGAACGGUUUGAUUUGGGUGCUGGUCUCGAGGUUCUCAGGGGCUUUUUUGUGAGUGUUCGCGCUGCUACCUCACGAUUCCUUAUAAAUUGUCAGGUCAAAUAUGCUGCAUGCUAUCAGGAAGGAAAGCUAUCAACGGUAAUGGCUGCAUACCGACGAGAAGGUCCCCCAAGCGUCUACAGGCUGGAAGCUUUCUUGAAAAGGCUGAGAGUUCGAGUUACCCAUAUCCGCCGGGUUAAUAGCCAAGGCCAAGAUAUCCCACGGUUCAAAACGAUCACAGGCUUGGCUUCUCCGGCAGAUGGAAAGUCUCUAGCUCACCCUCCAAUUGUUCCUAAACACGGUGCUGGGCCCACGGAAGUGCAAUUCUGGCUUGAAGGCGUUGGUCCAAAAACCAUUGGUAAGGCAAAAUCCAAAGGGAAAAAACCCGCCAAGUCCGGACCAGAAGAAUACGGAAGGUACACCACAGUCGAGGAUUUCUUCCGGGAAAGAUACGGGCUCAAUGUUGAUUCCAAUGUGCCAGUAGUUAAUGUUGGCACACGUCAAGAUCCGUCCUAUUUGCCGGUCGAAGUCUGCGUUGUUAUAGCUGGCCAGGCCGCGGGAGUCAAGCUGAACAGAAGACAAACUCAGAACAUGAUCCGAUUUGCGGUGCGCAACCCCGCCCAGAAUGCUCGAUCCAUUACGACAAAAGGUGCUGGUGCACUGGGGUUGACACCCCAACUCAAUACGACGUUGCGAUACUUUGGGCUGGAUAGUGACCCUACCCUCAUAACCGUCCCAGGGAGGGUCUUACAAUCACCUUCCGUGCUUUAUAGAGACCGCAGGAAGGUGGACGCUCUCGCGGCUAGCUGGAACAUGAAGUCCGCAAAGUUCUUCACAUCUAGCCGAUUGUCAUUCUGGGCAUUUAUUUACCUUGUCUCCGACAGAGAAAGGGUAUACUUCGAAAGGCCAGCCGACCUAAAGCCCUGCUUAGCUGCUUUGAGCUCAAAACUAAACGACAUGGGUGUUAUUGCGAGCCCUGCAAUGGAUGGAAGGAGACUGGAUGUGACAGGGGCCUACUAUGAUGGAAAAUACCAAGCAGCCAAGCUUGAUCAAGCCAUAACUGAUGCUAUCACAGAAUUGAUAAGUAAACAUAAACUGGACUUGGUCUUGGCAAUUCUUCCCGCCAAAGAUACAGAUAUAUACAGCUCAGUCAAACGAGUUUGCGAUUUGCACAAUGGUGUCCACAACGUCUGUGUGCUCGAGGAAAAGUUUUUCCACAAAAAUGACCAGUACCUCGCCAAUGUCUGCUUGAAAAUCAAUCUGAAGCUCGGUGGCGUGAAUCAGGUGUUGGGAACUGAUGAAUUGGGAAUCAUCUCCGAUGGCAAAACGAUGAUCGUCGGCAUCGAUGUCACCCAUCCGUCGCCGGGGUCUGCAAAGCAUGCACCCAGCGUGGCAGGCAUGGUUGCCUCUCUCGAUAAAAGGCUUGGUCAAUGGCCAGCAGAGAUCCGCAUCCAGGCAUCCCGCCAGGAAAUGGUCGCCGCCCUUGAUACAAUGCUGCGGUCCCGAUUAAAGCAUUGGGUUGCUGUGAACGGGCAGCUUCCCGAGAAUAUGAUUGUCUACCGUGACGGAGUUUCUGAGGGUCAGUACAAUCUUGUGGUGGAGAAAGAAGUCCCGCUUUUGAAAUCCGCGUGUGAGCCAAUGUAUCGGAAUGGCCCCCCACGCCUUUCGGUCAUAAUCGUUGGGAAACGGCACCACACUCGUUUCUACUCAACUCACGAAGACCAGGCGGAUCGGUCAUCCAAUCCCCAGAACGGCACAGUGGUCGACCGUGGAGUGACUGAAGCGCGAGAUUGGGAUUUCUAUCUUCAGGCUCACUCUGCAUUGCAGGGAACUGCUCGACCUGCUCACUAUUAUAUUGUGUGGGAUGAGAUUUUCUCUGUACAGAAACCGCGUCCACUGUUCGAGAACGCAGCUGACCUCCUUGAGCACUUAACCCACAAUAUGUGCUAUGUAUUUGGUCGUGCGACGAAAGCUGUCAGUAUCUGUCCGCCUGCGUACUACGCUGAUUUGGUUUGUGAGCGUGUCCGCUGUUAUCUCAAGGAAGUCUUUGAUGCAAGUGCGGAACCAAGCCCGUCUGGCAGUAUGCUCGAAGGCGGCACUGGACGGACGCUAGAGACGUCAGACGUUCAAAUCCAUCAAAAUGUGCGAAACACGAUGUUCUACAUUUGA